Besnoitia besnoiti is the source of this 437-nucleotide messenger RNA. RefSeq lists its product as uncharacterized. The transcript has a single exon. Lineage: Eukaryota; Apicomplexa; Conoidasida; Eucoccidiorida; Sarcocystidae. The annotation marks the transcript as partial. The record is from RefSeq and is a predicted model, not a curated record.
AGGAGGAGGAAACCCCCGAAAAUUCCGCACAUCUCUCCGCCACGCGCGGCUGCAGCUCUCGUCCUCCUCUCGAGUCCUGUCGUUUGUAUCACUCUGCGCGCCCCCACGCGCCGCAGCAAGUGCCUUCUUGCCCCUGCCCUUUCCUCUGCGCGUCCUCCCUCCGCGUCUUUUACUUCAGAGCCCCCUGGGCGCUGCACCAGGUGCUGCCGCACUCGCGCCGCACCAACACGCGUGCCCCUAAAAUGGCGUGCGGGCAGCCCUUUCCGCGAACCGUGAGCCUGCACCAGCCUCCCAGCAGGCCGCGACUCCGCCGAGCCUCCAGCGGCUCGCCCCCCAAAGACGGUCUGCCUCCACCUUUGGCUGGCGCGCGACCGCCCGCCGGGCGCGGGGCUGCUCGGUCGGGCGUUACGUCUGCGGAGGCCGACUGCGAGAGGUGU